AUGUCUGGAAGCAGUCCGUUUGCUGCCAACAGCUCGUCCUCGCACCAGCAGCCCCCAGACCACAUGGGCUACUGGUCAUGGUCCUGGCCCGAUGCUGCUGCCGACACCCGCUCGCUGCCCGGCCGCCACGAGGCUGUCCAGCACCUGACGCUGCCGCCGAUGCACACGCAAUACGACCCCGACCAGGACAUUGAGGAUACCACCACCGCCGCUCCGACAUCUACCCGCUCCAAUUUCCUCGCCCAGGUGCUGAAUGACGGCGCCGACGAGGCAGCUACCCAGCGAACCGCCGCUUCGCGCAGUCGCGAUCAAAACAACCACCUCCCUCGCCCUGCGCAAUCGCCACCUUCCACGCGCUACGAUCCGCGCCUGCCAUCACCACCACCUGGCCGAAACCACGGUUACGUCGACCUGACGCGAGAGCAAACCCCGCCCAUCAGCCAGGAACGUUCGACCUUGCGGACCCUUCAUUACGCCCAGCAACCCACCGCAGCCGAAAGUCCACCGAACACCGACUCGCCAUCCUCUCCCAUGCCUCCGAACGCCCGCCGCAAGCGCGACGCCACCUCGCCGCUAUUCGAACCCCUCAGUCCUUCCCCGAAGCGACCCAAGCGAAAUGACGGGAGCAGCACAGCGGCCGGCAGAAGGGGCAGCAGGCAAGGCGGCGGCGCCAGUGGCAGCAACAGCGGCGGACCGAGCAAUGCACCACCACGGAACGAGGUCGAGGAGAUUGAGCGGAUAGACCUGAUAGACGACGACACUCCGCUGGCGGAGGCGCUGCAGAAGCAGCGGGCCGAGCAGGUCAAGGCCCAACAAGAAUCGCAGAACGGCGCCGACGCUCCUCCGCGCCUGACGAACCUCACCUGCGUCAUCUGCAUGGAUACGCCCAAGGACCUCACGGCGACCUCAUGCGCUGGCGAGCAGCGCGCCGGCCCCGGCGAACCCAAGCGCUCGCAGUGUCCCGUCUGCCGCAAGGCGCUGUCGCGCACCAAGACUGGAGACAUCAUCCCUCUGCUGCUAAUGAAGAAGGCUCUUGCGACGCAGCCGCGCCGCCCCAAAGCCGCUUCCGCCGCCGCCACAACAGCCAACCCGGCGCCGGCAUAA
Lasiodiplodia theobromae is the source of this 1104-nucleotide messenger RNA. RefSeq names its product C3HC4 zinc finger containing protein. The transcript has 2 exons. Lineage: Eukaryota; Fungi; Ascomycota; Dothideomycetes; Botryosphaeriales; Botryosphaeriaceae. Bases 1 to 1104 code for a protein of 367 amino acids. The record is from RefSeq and is a predicted model, not a curated record.